This is a messenger RNA of Dromiciops gliroides (monito del monte), 5415 nucleotides long. RefSeq names its product proline rich and Gla domain 4 (gene PRRG4). Gene Ontology annotation, molecular function: calcium ion binding. The record is from RefSeq and is a predicted model, not a curated record. NCBI's taxonomy places the organism in Eukaryota, Metazoa, Chordata, Mammalia, Microbiotheria, Microbiotheriidae. The transcript has 6 exons. Gene Ontology annotation, cellular component: extracellular region. The coding region runs from base 250 to 933 and encodes 227 amino acids.
CGCGCGCUCCGUAGCCAGGGCGCCUGUCCCGUCCAGUCCGGGAGCAGCAGCCGCGGCAGCAGCUUUCGCCGGGGAGCGCGAAAGGACCCCAGGAUCCCGAGCGCAGGCUCCCAGCCCCCGCGGGCCAGACUGAUUUUGAGAGGAGGAGAAGUGGGGGGCGUCGGCGGCGAAGCCCGGGAUCCGCUCCGGGCCCGGCAGAAACCGGACAGCUGCUCCGGAGCAUGUGCCAGCGGCUCCAGAUGCCAGACUAUGUUUAAACUUUUGGUUCUGCUCAGCAUUCUGCCCGGUAUUACUUUUGCGUUUCCUCCUUGCGCGAGAAGUCCCCAAGAGUCUAUGCAUGCAGGAAAAGACGUCUUUACAUCAAAAGAAGAAGCCAGCGUCUUCAUUCAUAGACGUCUCCUCCACAAUAGAUUCGACUUGGAACUCUUCACUCCUGGAGAUCUAGAAAGAGAGUGUAAUGAGGAACUGUGCAACUAUGAAGAAGCUAGAGAGAUCUUUGGGGACGAAGACAAAACGAUGGCGUUUUGGCAGGAUUAUUCAGUUCGAGGACCAAGCAAAAGAUCAGACGGUGAGAGAGAGAAGAUCGAUGUUAUGGGACUUCUGACUGGAUUAAUUGCAGCUGGAGUGUUCCUGGUUAUCACUGGAUUACUUGGUUACUAUCUCUGCAUCACCAAAUGCACAAGAAGAAGACAGCCAUGUUCCUCAGCUGUCUAUAUAAGAACGGGUCGACAUCAUCCAGCUAUUAUAUUUAGAAGACAAGAGGAAUCUGCCUUAACCCCACCAUCAUCUCUUCCCAUGGAGGACUCAGGACUGCCUUCUUAUGAACAAGCUGUGGCAUUGACUGGAAAAUAUGAUGUUCCCCCUCCUCCAUAUCCUGGGCCAGCAAGAGGGUUUAAGGUGUUUAAAAAGUCUAUGUCGCUACCUUCUCACUAAAUCCAAUAUCAAUGCGGAUGAUGGAUGUUUACUCCUAGAAGGUGCCAUGACUCAGUUCUCCAAUGGUUUAAAGGGCUGGCCAUUUCACUUCUGUAAAGGUUAUUAAGAACACAUGACUUUCACGAUGACUGUUCAUUUGCUCCAGCUAUAUGGACUUUUAUCUCUGACAUCAGAAUGAGUGAAUUGGCUUUGUUUUUUGGGGGCAGUUAUGAGGCAAGCACUGAUUUAAAUUUAGGAGUCUCCAGAUCAUCAGCCCAACUAGAUUAGGCAAAAGAUCACUAAUUAUAAUGUUCUGAAGGAAGAGGAACAUACCCACCACCACAGAAAGGGUUCUAAACUGGCUGUGUGGAGAACUGAACUAACAUUAACACAAGAAGUUCUUUUGCUCCGGGUCAUCUCGAGUCAAGAUACUAAAUAUUUUGUCUCCAGUUUAUUUUAACUCUUCAGCAAAGGAGAUCUUGUAGAAAGUUUUAAAAUCCCAUGAUGAAUCACUGGCCAUUAAAACAUAAAAAGAAUCUGAUGGUUAUUCUAUAUGAAGUAGCACACAAUGUUCCUUCCAGAUAUUUGUACUUUGAGAUUAUAUUAGCUAUACAGUAGUGGGGAGAAGGGAAAAAAACCAUCUUCAUUUUUCUUCUGUUCAAAUGACUGCUGCUGUUUUCAGAUUUGAAGAGUGGAGGUACAGUAACACAAGGUUGCAGAUCUGUUAGCUAGCUACUAUAGUUCCCAUUCUUUCCUACCACCAAAAAAAGGCUCAGUGACCAGGAGUCUCUAGAUUCUCUAUGAAUCUGCUUGUCCCAUGAGGAAAUAGAUGGAUUCUGUCUACAUGACUAUGUUUGGUUCCUAUGAGAUUACUCAGGUUCAGAGUUUUAUUCUAACUCAUAAUUAAUAGUUUCAUCCAGAAGGGAUAAUUUAUUUACCCUCUCAUUAAUCUACGUUCUUGUUAAAGAUGUGUACAAUUUUGUUACCAGUGACCCUUUGCACCUCUGUGGUAUGUUUUCUCAGGCAUUAAGGCACACUUAAAACGAUCAUUCAACCCACAUUUCCUAAAAUCCUCUCUUCCAUUGUCAUUCUUUCUUUAGACUUAACAGAACUUGAACUCUCUAUAUAUAGAUGUAUAGAUGUAUAUAUUUUCCCCCUGUGGGGUGAGAUCAAACAAUAGCAUAUUCCUGAGAUGGGAAAUAGAAGAUUCUAUUCCUUAAAUAUUUGUCAGUUAUUAUCUUAUUUUUUUUGUUUUAUAUGAUAAUUUACAGUUUUGCUUGUUUUUUAAUGGGGGGGGGAGGCCACAGUCCAUGUCAAUUUGAUGGUGCAUGCUAAACCAAAGUGGUACUGGUGGUUUAGACAAUAUGAAUCAUACAUAAGUUGAAGGGUUUUGUAUUCUUGGAUAAUAGGAUCUUAUUCAACAUAGUCAAAAACAAGAUCUUUGACGUUCUAAACUUCACAAAGCUUUGUACACUGGGCCCUUCCAUUGUAUGGCCCGCUUGUCAGUAACUUAGUUACAAACUCACAGAAUGUCAGAGGCAGACAUCUUACAUCUUCCUCGUACAGAGAGGAAGGCACUGGCCUAAUAUCACCCAGCUCAUACGUGGCAGAACCAGGAACUUCAUGUUUAAUUUUGGGAAAACUACACAUUACUAUCUACCAAAAAUACUGUAAAUUACUACCUUAAAUACUACUCAUUUUACAUAACAUUUUUUCUUGCAUUAGUAUAAAGACUUUUUGUAAAACUUACUUCUCUUCCACAACCUCUGUUUUCUGCCUUGGACAAUGGAUAAGCUAAGAUAACAGAUGUACCGCAGGGAGACCAAAAUCUCCCAGAAAAUUUGUGGCAGGACUGAAACGGAUGCUUUUUUCCAAGCUCCCACCUUGCUAACAAGACCAAUUACCUAAUUGUAUGUUAGUGAAAAUUUGUCCCUAUUUGAAAAUGGUGAUUAAAAGGUGCCUUCCCAGGGGGGUGGCUAGGUGGCACAGUGGAUAAAGCACCAGCCCUUGAAUUCAGGAGGACCUGAGUUCAAAUUUGACCUCAGACACUUGACGCUUACUAGCUGUGUGACCCUGGGCAAGUCACUCAACUCUCAUUGCCCCCCCCCCAAAGCAAAAAACACCCCCUCAAAAAUGGUGUCUUUCCCCUAAAUGACAGUUUUUCUUUGAAAUGUUUUUGUGAGUCCUGGCCACUGACACACAAGCUGUACGUCCAAAUUAGCUUCAGAAUGUCCAACUCCCUCCCUGCUGUGUACAGUUGGCACUUAUCACUUGCCAUAAAACUUUGAUAUGAAAUAAAUGAAUCUCUGAUUCAUCUUCAGAGGAACUGUGAAAUCCAUGGUGUUUGUAGAGUACCUCUGCAGUUCAUGAGAAGAGGGAAUACUCUAAUUGACAAAUGACUAUAUUAAAUACAACAUUUCAAUAGUAACUUAUUAUAAUUUUUAAAUGGUACCCUAUUACUUAUUUUUAUUCCUGGUUUUUGUUUUUGUUUUUGUUGUUGGUUAAUAUUAGCUAUGAGUAUCUCCAUUAUUUCAAAAUGCCAUCUCCUAGAGCUCCACUGAGCAGAAGAUUUCACAAAUAAUUAGAGUAGGGUUGGGAGUUUUUGGUUUUGUUUUCAUUUUAAAUUAGAGGUUGAACGGAACGAAGGCUUUACUUCAGUCUAAUUUGAAAGAGGCUGAUAAAUCAUAGCAGGGAGAUGGCUUCAGUGAGAUGACUCUACCUGGCCAACCAAGUCCAGGAGAUAAGUGAUUCACUUUCAGAAAGAAAACCUCUUUUAAAAAAAAAAAAAGAAGUCUGUGUGUGGUAUAUUGGCUCUUUCAAGAUAUCUGUAAAUUUCUAAUAGAGAAUAUAAGAAACUCAAGCUUAUUUAGAAAAGUUUAAAUAAAUAGCUGUUGUAUCUUUAUUUGUUAUUGUGGUCUAACCUACCAUUGUAUUUGGGGACUGGGCUAGGGGAGGGUAGAGGAACCUGCGGGAGGUAGGGGAGAGGUUUAACCCCUUACCUGGGGUUCUUUCAGCCUGUCUAGUCUUUGAAAUUCACAACAAUGUAUCCCCCUCCAAUAAAUUAUGUGUGUAUGUUUUUCAUGUGAAUAGAAAGUGAAUUGUUUAUGGUUCUCCGUGGCACACCAGCAGAACUAAAAAGAUGAGUAACUCCUUGAAUUGUUCCCCAAAACAUUCCAGCUCAUUCUUGCGUUUUUGACACGGGGCCUUCAUUUCUUGGAUGAGAAGUCACUUCCAUGACUGUUUUUGCAUCUUCAUUGAAUGUGAACUCAUCUAUUGUACCAAGUCAUUAAUUGAAUAUGAAACAAUUCAGAAAUGUGUGCUAAUGUGUAUGUGUAGAAAUAGUAUACAUAUGGCAUGUACAGUUGAUUCAUUUUCUGAGGGAUGUUUGUCAUUUCUUUGGAUAAAAAAAUUUCCAUGAUGUUUGGCUGAGUUAAGUGGUAUUAUUUAGAUCCUGCUGGAUGAGUGGACCAAAGUCUAUCUCUUCUAGGCACUAAGUCAGGCAGUCAAAUAACAUUUUAAGUGCCUGCCACAUACAAAACCUUGGAUAAGACAGUUCUGUUGGAUGAAGGAACUCCCAUGAUGACAGGCAGUGACUAAGCUGGCAUAACAUGGAACAAUAGGGGAAAAGACUGGACCUGUGAUUUCAUUGAUGAGAGCUCCCCUAGGAGGAAAAACAGGAAACAGAUUUACAAAAUUGGAUAAUAGAGGGGGUGAGCUAAUAAUUACAAUGAAUUUAAACAUUUUCAAAAUGGUGGGUUUUUUAAAAAAAUGACCCAAAAUGUUACUCAUUUUCUCCUCCAGAGACUGUAUAUGCUACAUAUUCAGAUACUUUAAUGAGGGUAUUGAGUAAUGUCCAUACUACAGGUCAGUCAUGUCAAUAGAAAACUGAAGACUGAUCUUAGUUAUUGACUCUACCUCCUCUGUUCCCUGGGGGGUCAAUUAUUCCUCCAGCAGGAUUUUGUUCCUACUUUUCAGGGAGCUUAUUAUUAGAAGAGAGAACCUAGGAUGGGGGGUGGCGGUGGGAAGAGUAGAGUCUGAUAAUGGAAAAGCUUAGCUUUUGGUGACAAUUAUAUUUAGUUUUUUAAAGUCAGAGGCUUCCACUGUGGGGCCUUUCUUCAAACCAGCCUAAUGUUCUAAAGUCUUCCAUUUAGGAGAAGGAGAGAGGGGAGAAGAUUUAAAUAUCACAUAUUUAAAAAUAAAACUUACAAAAUGGCGACAAAUCACCUACUGUGCACAAAACCAAUUGUUAGAAAAACAUUUUAGUUCUGAACCCAUUUAGAAUGGAUCCAUCUGCCAUUUUUGGAAGACUGGGUUUCUACAUCAGUGUAACUCGAUGCUGUAGAAAUUUAAUUUGUAUACUUUUUUCUAAUGUAAUAAUGUGCUGUGCUAUGUACUUCCUUCAAAAAUUUCUGAUCGUUUUUAAACAUUUCUCUUUGGUUAUGUAAGGCAGUCUGCCCAACAAGUAUUAGUAUUUUUAUACACUAGAACAAUCAACUUUUUAAA